AUGGCCGCGGAGAAGAAGAAGCUCUGGGGCGGACGCUUCAGCGAGGACAUCGACCCGCUCAUGGAGAAGUUCAACGAGUCGCUGUCGUUCGAUCGAAGGAUGGCGCAGGAGGACGUCCGCGGGAGCAUGGGCUACGCCCGAGCGCUCGCGAAGACGGGCAUCAUCACGGACGCGGAGCGCGACGCGCUCGUCGACGGCCUCGACCUCGUCGCGAAAGAGUGGGCCGCCGACGCGUUCGAAGUCGUUAGCGGCGACGAGGACAUCCACACCGCGAACGAGCGACGCCUCGGCGAGCUCAUCGGCCCGGUCGCGGGCAAGCUGCACACGGGGCGGUCGCGGAACGAUCAGGUGGCGACGGACACGCGAAUGUGGUUGCGCGCUCAACUCCUCGUCCUCCGCGGAUACCUCCGGCAGCUCAUCGCCGUCGCGAUCGAGCGCGCGGAGAGCGAGGUGGACGUCGUCAUGCCUGGGUUCACGCACUUGCAGUCCGCGCAGACGGUGCGGUGGAGCCACUGGUUGUUAUCGCACGCCGCGGCGUGGCAGCGCGACGACAUGAGAAUCGCGGACCUCCUCCCUCGCGUCAACACGCUCCCUCUCGGUAGCGGCGCGCUGGCGGGUAACCCGUUCGGGGUGGACCGGCGAGCGCUCGCGGUGGACUUGGGGUUCGAGCGCGUGUGCCCGAACAGCAUGGACGCGGUGAGCGAUCGCGAUUACGUCGCGGAGACGAUGUUCUGGGCGUCCACGACGAUGAUUCAUCUCUCGCGGUGGAGCGAAGAUCUGAUCAUCUACAGCAGCGGUCAGUUUGGCAUGGUCAAGCUCAGCGACGCGUACAGCACCGGGUCGUCGCUCAUGCCGCAGAAGAAGAACCCGGACGCGCUCGAGCUCCUGCGCGGGAAGUCUGGGCGGCUGUUGGGGACGCUGACCGGGUUCAUGGCCGUCAUGAAGGGGACGCCGACGACGUAUAACAAAGAUUUUCAAGAGGCGUGGGAAGGUUUGUUCGACACCGUGGACACGAUGUCCGACUGUCUGCAGAUCGCGACCGGCUGCCUCGCGACGCUGAAGAUCGACCCGGCGGCGAUGGAGCGCGGGCUCAGCGCGGACAUGCUCGCGACGGACCUCGCGGAGUAUUUAGUCAGGAAGGGCGUGCCGUUUCGCGAGACGCAUCACAUCUCCGGCGCCGCGGUGAAGCUCGCGGAGGACCGCGGGUGCGCUUUGUCCGACCUCACCGUCGGAGAUUUAAAGCCUCUUUGCGACGCGUUCGAGGAGGACGUCGUCGGCGUGUGGUCGUACGAAAAGAGCGCGGAGAGUCGGGACACCGAGGGCGGGAGCUCGCGUCGGAGCGUGCUCGAGCAGUGCGAAAAGUUGAGGCGGUACCUCAGAGACACCGAGGGCGACGUCGACGAGGCGCGAUACGACGGCGGCGCGGCGAGCGCGGCGGCGGGCGUGAGCACGAGCGGCGGCGAGGACGCGGGCGCGCUCGACGCCGCGUUCGACGAGUUCUGCGAGGACGACCCGAGCGCGGACGAGUGCAAGGUGUUCGACUGA
This is a messenger RNA of Micromonas pusilla CCMP1545, 1545 nucleotides long. RefSeq lists its product as uncharacterized. Gene Ontology annotation, cellular component: cytosol. Gene Ontology annotation, molecular function: argininosuccinate lyase activity. Bases 1 to 1545 code for a protein of 514 amino acids. Lineage: Eukaryota; Viridiplantae; Chlorophyta; Mamiellophyceae; Mamiellales; Mamiellaceae. The transcript has 2 exons. The record is from RefSeq and is a predicted model, not a curated record.